AGCAGCCGCAGCCCGGCUGGACCGACGCCGGCGAGCCCGCCUCCCUCCGCGCGGUUGGCUUCCCGGGCUUUCAGGCAGUCGGUGGCGUCUGAGGAAGUGUUUAAAAUGAAGAAGUUUAAUUUCCGAAAAGUUUUGGAUGGUCUAACUGCCUCCACCCCUGGCAGUGGUAGCAGCAGUGGCAGUAACAGUGGUGGUGGGGCUGGAAGUGGUUCUGCACAUCCAGGAGGGACUGCGGGGGUUCUCAGAGAGGAGAUCCAGGAAACCUUGACUUCAGAGUAUUUCCAGAUUUGCAAGACAGUUCGACAUGGUUUCCCUUAUCAGCCCACUGCAUUAGCCUUUGAUCCAGUUCAGAAAAUUCUGGCUAUUGGGACAAGAACAGGUGCUAUAAGAAUACUUGGGAGACCUGGUGUUGAUUGUUAUUGCCAACAUGAAAGUGGUGCAGCUGUCCUGCAGCUUCAAUUUUUGAUCAAUGAGGGUGCUUUGGUCAGUGCAAAUUCAGAUGAUACACUUCAUUUGUGGAAUCUUAGACAAAAAAGACCAGCUAUUCUUCAUUCUCUUAAAUUUAACCGGGAACGAAUUACUUACUGUCAUCUACCUUUCCAGAGUAAAUGGCUCUAUGUUGGAACAGAAAGAGGAAAUACACAUAUUGUAAAUAUUGAAUCUUUCAUUCUUUCUGGAUAUGUUAUCAUGUGGAACAAGGCAAUUGAACUAUCCACCAAGACACAUCCAGGUCCAGUUGUACAUUUAAGUGAUAGUCCAAGAGAUGAAGGGAAAUUGCUAAUAGGUUAUGAAAACGGAACUGUAGUAUUCUGGGACUUGAAAUCUAAAAGAGCCGAACUAAGAGUUUAUUAUGAUGAGGCUAUUCAUUCAAUUGAUUGGCAUCAUGAGGGCAAACAGUUCAUGUGCAGCCAUUCAGAUGGUAGCUUGACUUUAUGGAACCUGAAAAGCCCAAGUCGCCCUUUCCAGACCACAAUUCCACAUGGAAAAAGUCAAAGAGAAGGAAGAAAAUCUGAGUCUUGUAAACCAAUUCUUAAAGUAGAAUACAAGACCUGCAGAAACAGUGAACCAUUUAUAAUAUUCUCUGGUGGGCUGUCAUAUGACAAAGCUAGCAGAAGACCAAGUUUAACCAUCAUGCAUGGAAAAGCAAUUACAGUGCUUGAAAUGGAUCAUCCUAUUGUUGAAUUUCUAACUUUAUGUGAAACACCCUAUCCAAACGAAUUUCAGGAACCCUAUGCUGUUGUAGUACUUCUAGAGAAAGAUCUCAUUGUUGUUGACCUGACACAAAGCAAUUUUCCGAUCUUUGAAAAUCCAUAUCCCAUGGACAUUCAUGAAUCACCAGUUACAUGCACAGCAUACUUUGCUGACUGCCCUCCAGAUUUGAUUCUAGUGCUCUAUUCUAUAGGAGUCAAGCAUAAAAAGCAAGGAUACAGUAAUAAGGAGUGGCCAAUCAGUGGAGGAGCUUGGAACAUCGGGGCACAAACAUAUCCUGAAAUUAUUAUUACUGGUCAUGCAGAUGGAUCAAUAAAAUUUUGGGAUGCUUCUGCAAUAACUCUACAGAUGCUGUACAAGCUGAAAACAUCAAAAGUGUUUGAAAAGCAGAAGGUAGGAGAAGGAAAACAAACAUGUGAAAUUGUAGAGGAAGAUCCAUUUGCCAUUCAGAUGAUUUACUGGUGUCCAGAAAGCAGAAUAUUCUGUGUAUCAGCAGUAUCAGCAUAUGUCAUAAUUUAUAAAUUCAGCAGACAUGAAAUUACAACAGAAAUAGUGUCAUUAGAGGUACGACUUCAGUAUGAUGUUGAAGAUAUUAUUACCCCUGAACCAGAAACCAGUCCUCCGUUUCCAGAUCUCUCAUCCCAGCUUCCUUCUUCAAGGAGUCUUUCCGGGAGCACUAACACUGUGGCUAGCGAAGGAGUAACAAAGGACAGUAUCCCAUGCCUCAAUGUUAAGACACGACCAGUGCGGAUGCCUCCAGGAUAUCAAGCAGAACUUGUUGUUCAGUUGGUGUGGGUAGAUGGUGAACCUCCUCAACAAAUUACUAGUCUUGCUGUAAGCUCAGCAUAUGGAAUAGUUGCAUUUGGGAACUGCAAUGGGUUGGCAGUGGUGGAUUUCAUACAGAAGACAGUACUGUUAAGCAUGGGGACCAUUGACCUAUAUAAAUCAAGUGACCUAUACCAACGACAACCACGGUCUCCUCGAAAAAACAAGCAGUUCGUCACAGGCUUAACUGAGCUGAAUGACAGUCCAGUCCCCCUGGAACUUGAGCGCUGCAAGUCUCCUACUUCAGACCAUGUAAAUGGACAUUGCACAAGUCCAACUUCUCAGAGUUGCAGUUCUGGAAAACGUCUUUCUAGUGCUGAUGUUUCAAAAGUAAAUCGCUGGGGUCCUGGAAGACCACCAUUUCGAAAGGCACAGUCAGCUGCUUGUAUGGAAAUUUCUUUACCAGUUACUACAGAAGAAAACCGAGAAAAUUCCUACAAUCGUUCUAGAAGCUCUAGCAUCUCUAGUAUUGACAAAGAUUCUAAAGAAGCAAUUACAGCACUAUAUUUCAUGGACUCCUUUGCACGGAAAAAUGACUCUACCAUCUCACCUUGUCUGUUUGUUGGAACUAGUCUAGGAAUGGUAUUAAUCAUCUCCCUAAACCUACCAUCAACAGAUGAACAAAGGUUUACAGAGCCGGUAAUGGUAUUGCCAAGUGGUACAUUUCUCUCACUGAAAGGAGCUGUACUAACAUUCUCCUGUAUGGACCGAACUGGUGGAUUAAUGCAACCACCAUAUGAAGUUUGGAGGGAUCCAAACAAUAUAGAUGAAAAUGAAAAAUCAUGGAGAAGGAAGGUAGUCAUGAACUCAUCCUCUGUAUCCCAAGAAGCAGGAGAUCAUCAGUAUACAAUAAUCUGCUCAGAAAAACAAGCCAAAGUCUUCUCACUGCCUUCUCAGACUUGCCUUUAUGUUCACAACAUCACUGAGACAUCUUUUAUACUGCAAGCAGAUGUGGUGGUCAUGUGUAACAGUGCCUGUCUGGCAUGUUUUUGUGCUAAUGGACAUAUCAUGAUAAUGAGCCUACCUAGUCUUCGCCCAAUGUUGGAUGUUAAUUAUUUGCCACUGACAGACAUGAGGAUAGCACGAACAUUUUGUUUUACCAAUGAAGGGCAGGCAUUAUACCUCGUCUCCCCUACUGAAAUUCAGCGGUUAACAUACAGCCAAGAAAUGUGUGAUAAUCUACAGGACAUGCUAGGAGAUUUGUUUACUCCCAUAGAGACACCAGAAGCUCAAAAUAGAGGCUUUCUCAAGGGGCUUUUUGGUGGAAGUGGACAAACAUUUGACAGAGAAGAGCUCUUUGGGGAAGCUUCAGCAGGAAGAGCAUCCCGCAGCCUUGCACAACACAUUCCAGGACCAGGUAGCAUAGAAGGGAUGAAAGGUGCUGCCGGAGGCGUGAUGGGAGAGCUGACUCGAGCACGGAUUGCACUUGAUGAGAGAGGACAGAGGCUAGGAGAGCUGGAAGAGAAAACUGCAGGCAUGAUGACCAGUGCAGAAGCAUUUUCCAAACAUGCCCAUGAGUUAAUGCUGAAAUACAAGGAUAAGAAAUGGUAUCAAUUCUAAACUUCUAAGGAAGCUGUGAUUGCUUUGAGAAACCAUUAUUCAGGGAAACCAAAUUUAUUCCCAGCAUCACUAUUCAACUGCUAGAAGCCAAUUUCUUCUACAAAAUGUUCCAUUACAGUCAAUCUGAAGUUAUCAUAAAGGAGAUGUGUCAGAGACACAGUACAACCCAAAGGCUGGAGCCCUGGUUAAAAUCCCAAGAUACGUCCGAAUUUGUCUUUACCCACGUGGAAUAGAGCUACCAUCUUGGCAUGUCAUUUGCUAAGGAUUUACAUUUAGGAACUAUGGGGAGUCCUUUUGAUUUGAAAAUUCCUGUACAAACAAAAGCAUUAAUGCACUUAAUGAAAAAAAAAUCUUUGCAUGAUAAAUUAACAUCUUAAGAGGAAAAGAAAAAAAAAGAGCAUGUUGUGAGAAAAGAGAAAAAGAUUUAUGGUAAACUAUUUCUAUAAAUUGGGCCAUACCUGAUAAUUUUAAAAAUCUGCAUAAGAAGAUUGAUCAGUGCAUUUCAAAUAUAUUUCCUAUUGAGAAGGUAAAAAAAAAACAAGACCCAGAGCUUUCUUCUCAUCAGUAACUUUCAUUAUUCUAGGUCAUUACUGAAUUCUAUAGCAAGAGUCUGAUUAACAUUCUUCUUUCCCCAUAAUAUUUUACAUUAUUCAUAGUUCUCAAACAUAACCAAGUGCUGCCAGUAUAGUAAAUUAUUCCUAACACAAUUAUUUCCAUUUCUAUCACCUUUCAGAAUGGGUUGCUAUUUUUAGCACAAAUCAUGCAGGAUUGGAUCAUCUCAAAGCAUUUUUUUAGCCUGGCUGUACUCUGCAGGGGAGUUGAUUAUAGGUUUGGAGAAACUACAGGAAGUUAGCUGUGAGAACCAAUUUCACACAAAGUGAAAUUUCCCAUACCCCAAUUUCAGUUUCUAAAGCUAUAUAUUUUUUAAUUCCAUUUGUAUCCUUGUCUGCCAGUUACACAGUAUAUUACUGUUCAAACCCAGUGGGGUCUACAACUCAAAGGUGCUUUUGCAGCCUGACAUUCACAGACCAAACUGGUCAUUCUCUUUAGUGUGAUUCAGUAAAACCUCAGUUAAUCUUUUUGGAAAGGGAUUCUGAUUUACCCUUCUGAUUAACAAGGGCUUUCAUUAGAAAAUACUUUUUGGUUCAAUACUUAUGUUGGAAAUCUUUAUAAAAUGUAAUAUUGUUUCUAUUAUCUUGGCCUCAGUCAUCGUUUUGGACAAGAAAAAUACAUAGUUUAACAAUACAAAAUCAAUAAUUUUGUCUCCAAUUAGGUAAAAUAAUAUAAGCCACAGGAUUAUAUCAAUAGAUGCCAAACACCUUCUCCUUAUUAAAAACUCUUUUUAAAAAUGGAAUAGAAUGUCUUUAACAUGAUUAGAAAGUAUCAUAAUUCAGCAGAGAAUCACUAGAGGCAAAACAAUAUAAAGACACUUAGUAUUGUUUAAUAUGAUUCUGGAAGUCAAAAGUCCUAGGAAAGCAUAUAUACAUAUUCAGGACCCAUCAUGUAAUAUGCUGUUUCUUCAAAAAGAAUCUUUUCUUGAAUUAUGGGUUUAGCUUAUUAAAUUUUGACUAAUCAAGUUCUUAUUGAAUUUCCAUUUUUAUUCUUAGGAAUUCACCAUUUUCCUAGGGACUGGGUUAUUUUGAUUGCCAAAAAUAGUAGUUUAUUUUUGUUUGUGGCACUUACUGACAAUCUUCUCGGUAAUUUGGGGAAGCAAGAUGAUUCAAAGAGUCAGAAAAUGUAUGCUAGGACUGCAUUUCUGAGGGUCCUUGAAUUCUCCUGAUUUUUUUUUUUUUUUUUAAAGUCUCUCCAUGAACCUUCCAGAUUCCUGUGACCAGCCUUAGGGUUAACAGAACCUGGCCUGGAAAUACAGGCAUAAUAUGACUAUGUAACUUAUGUAAUUAUAAAAUUAUAUAGUAAAAAUUUUAAACUUGAGUCCAGGAUCUGGAAAACAUUGGCAGCCAAAUUGAAAUGUACUAUUUGUACCUAUCAGUUUUCAGGACUCAGUUUCUGAUUUUCAGAACACUUUAUCAUUUCUGUAUUUUAAAAAACCUAAAGGAGUGAAAUAUUAGUUUAUUUUAGAAAUAUAGUAGAACCUCCAUAGUGACCACCUCCUUAAAUUGAACUAAUUUUCAUAAACCAGGCAUGAACCCCAUGUCAGUAUCAGUACAGUAGACCUAGGUCCUUAUGAUGACCACCUCUGUAUGUUGAUCAAUUUGUUAC
Messenger RNA from Nycticebus coucang (slow loris), 5814 nucleotides. RefSeq names its product syntaxin binding protein 5L (gene STXBP5L). Gene Ontology annotation, molecular function: GTPase activator activity; syntaxin binding; myosin II binding. Gene Ontology annotation, cellular component: cytoplasm; plasma membrane; SNARE complex. The record is from RefSeq and is a predicted model, not a curated record. The transcript has 27 exons. Gene Ontology annotation, biological process: regulation of protein secretion; regulation of exocytosis. Lineage: Eukaryota; Metazoa; Chordata; Mammalia; Primates; Lorisidae. The coding region runs from base 106 to 3594 and encodes 1162 amino acids.